GCAAAUCGCGGCAGAAGGCGGGACGCCCGGAAAGGGAAGCGAGUUGACUGAUCAACCCCAACAUUUCCACCUUCGCAUAAGCAGCCGGCUAGGAGAGCGCGCUGUCGGUUCAGACCAGCUAAAUCCACUCGCCUCAGCCCAAGCCGCCCCGCAACGUAGGCGAGCCGAAGGCCACCCGCUUCUUUUCGCCAGGCGAACCAGGCGUAGCUUUACAGCCGGCGACGUUGCCAUGUCCGCCAAUCUCGGCGGGGACUGGCGCGCCUUGGAAUGCGCGCUGCGCAACAGCCUCCAACACCUCCGGGAAAAGUGGGCGCAACGGGCGAGGUUGUGGGGAAACCCCGACUGCGCCGCGGGGAAGCAGGAGGAGGAAGCGAAGGAGGCAGUAGGGAUGGACGCGAGCCCGUCGAGCGCCCUGGAAACCCUGCCGAUAUGUGUGAAACUAUACAUUAUGUCCUUUCUCACGCCAAAAGAGCUGAUUUAUUUGGGGAGCACCAACCACUAUUGGAGAAUAACGGUCCAGGAUCCCUUGCUUUGGAGAUAUUUCCUCAUUCGGGAUCUUCCUUCUUGGAAUUCCAUAGAUUGUGAAUCCCUCCCAGAUGCAAAGAUAUUUAAUCAGCCUUUUGUGGAAUUAGAUGAUAUUAGCCCAUGCAAUUUCAUGGCAGCGUAUAAAAAAUGCUGUUCCUUCCAUAAAAGUUUUUUGAAACCCAAUAGGACUACAUAUAGCGCCAUGUCUUCUUUUCUACAGUCCCUGAUUACGCAGACAGAGCCAUGCUUUGCUAUGUUUGGGCCUGGUUUAGAAGAUCUGGAUCAAUCUUUGGUAUACACAAUGAUGUCAAGCCCAGACAUUCUGCCGCUAGCGGGCAUGCCUUCUAGACAAAUACAAGGAAUAGGCUCUGGAGUCACAUUUAAUUUGAAUGGCCAGAACUUUAACAUUCAGACACUGUAUUCAAAAACUAGAAAAGAAAGGCAAAGAGACAAAGCAGAUACAAAUUCCAUCAAUAAGAUGUUCUACGAAGUGAGCAACGUGGAUGGGACAACACAAUAUAAGCUAAUUGAACAUGUUCAGAAUGUGUGCAGGCUAGCUGAUGGAUUCAUCUAUGUUGCAGAUGCUGAGGACCAUAAAAGACACAAUCGCCAAAUUGAAUUUGCUCGGAUGUCAGCAAUGCUUGAUCCCACGCUUGGGCCUUUGGGCAGACCUCUGUUGGUUUUGUCUUGCAUUUCACGUGCUUCAAAGGAAAGGAUUCCUUGUGUUUACCUGGCACAUCAGCUACAACUAAACCUGUUGGACCGAGUGUGGAUGGUUCAGGACAUUGAAGCUGCCACACUGAUGGGACUGUUGGAUGGAAUUCAGUGGCUUCUGGAACAUGUCAAGCAUUAAAAUCCAUAAUACUCAAGUCAGUUCUAAUAAAAAAUUAUCUCACAUGG
Molecule: messenger RNA, 1425 nt
Organism: Pseudonaja textilis
Lineage: Eukaryota; Metazoa; Chordata; Lepidosauria; Squamata; Elapidae
Gene: FBXO4
Product: F-box protein 4
Biological process (GO): protein polyubiquitination; SCF-dependent proteasomal ubiquitin-dependent protein catabolic process
Cellular component (GO): SCF ubiquitin ligase complex
Molecular function (GO): protein binding
Source: RefSeq, a predicted model, not a curated record